AUGACAACAGAGGCAAGUGCGGUGAGUGAGGCGGACACUGAGGGCAAGCAGAAGACGAGUGGUGCUGAGCCAGAGCCUGAACCAGAGAACAAGCAGAAACCAGAGGCGGCAGCAUCCGAGCCAGAGGGGGAGCCUUCAAGCAAGAAGGCCCAGGACCAGGCCUCCGAGCCUGCGACUGCUGACGCAGCGACCUCCCCUGAGGAGGAGCAGCUGAAGCCUCGUACUCGGACCUCAGCUGGCAAAGGCCUAUCUCGCCUCUUCUCCUCUUUCCUCAAACGUCGCUCGCAGUGCUCUGAGGGAGAGGGGUUCGAGGCAGAGAAAGUGAGGGAGGAAAAGGAAGACAAAGAAGAAAAAGCUGACAAGACAGAAGAGAAGACAGAGGGAGAAGUGAAAAGUGAAGAGAAGGAGGCUAAAGCAGAAGAGGAGAAAUCAGAGGCAAAAGAAGUAAAAAAGAAAGAAGAGGAAAAAGUUGAGCAGAAAGAGGAGAAAAAGAACGAAGAGGAGAAAGUUGAGAAAAAAGGCAGUAAAAAGAAAAAGAAAGACGCCAAGAAGAAAGUAGACAAAAAGGAUGAGGAGAAAGUGAAACAGGAGGAGGAGGCAAAGGAAGGUGAAAAAGUGAACAAAGAGGAACAGAAAGAGGAUGAAAAAGCCCAACAGGCAGUAAAAAAGGAAAAGGAGGAGGAAAAAACAGACACAAAAGAAGAAGAUAAAAAUGAGGCUGAAGAAGUAGAAGAAAAGGAGGCAGAAGCUGAAAAGAAAGAAAGUACAGAGGGGGAACAUAUUGACAAGAAGACUGCAAAAAGAAAAGAAAAGGAGGAAAAAAUAAAGAAGAAAGAAGAAGAAAAAGCCAAGAGGAAAGCAGAGGAAGAAGAAAAGCAAAAGAAGAAAGAGGAAGAGAAAGCAAAAAAGAAGGAGGAAGAAAAGACAAGAGAGGCCGAAAAAGCAAAGAAGAAAGAAGAGGAAAAAGCAAGGGAGGCCGAAAAAGCAAAGAAGAAAGAAGAAGAAAAGGCCAAAAAGAAGGAGGAGGAAAAAGCAAAAGAAGAAGAAAAGACAAAAAAGAAAGAGGAGGAGAAGGCAAAAGAGGAGUCGAAAAAGAAAGAAGAGGAGAAAGUGAAAGAAGAGGCAAAAAAGAAAGAGAAGGAAGAGGAGAAGAAGGAAGAAAAACAAAAGAAGGAGGAGGAUAAAGGGAAGAAAAAGGAGAAAGGGAAGAAUAAGGGAAAGAAGGAGGCGAAAAGUGAGGAGCAGGUGAAAGCGCCCAUCGCUGCUCCUGAGCCUGAGCUGAAAACUGAGCCAGAAGCUGAGCAAGCUCCAGAUCAGCACUCGAUAAGCAGUGCAGAGACACAGGUGAGGAUGAAACACACGGAUGUUAGACCAGUACCACAUCUCUACUGCCCACCACAUCCAUGUCGUUCAGAUACUCAAGGUUCCAGCCAGCAGCCACUUAGCUUAGCUGAGCAUUAGGAGUAGAUCAGGAGAAACAGUGAGCUUGACUUUGUCUUAGGGUAUCAAAAUACACCUAACAGCAUCCUUAAAGCUCUUUAAUUGACACCUACCAUCUCGUCUCUUUAAUCUGUACAAAAUCUCAUCUGUAGAGAAAACAAAUAAUAGUUUCUCAGGGGAUUAUUUGCCAGACUAUUUCUUGGUCUGGUGCAGGGAGUUCCUGCAGUCUGGCUGGUUGCCAAUGUGAUAACAAGAUUUUCGGUAAUAUCUGCUCCAGGCCAGGAAAUAGUCACGCACAUUAAGCGCAGUUGUAAAAAUAAACAGAAAACCCUACGUAUUAUUGUGCACUUUUGAUUUGCAGUUUCAAUAGAUCUUGAGCAUGGUUGUGAAAUAAUUAAUGAGCUUUUUUAGCGCAGGUUGACAGAUUGGAUUUUGCUCUCCUCAAGCUUUUAUGAUCAGUUGGCUUUGGAUCCAGUUAAACGCUCCAAAAAUACAUGUCUGUUAAUGUCAUACCUCUGCUUUAAUCGAAAAAGGAUCAGGAGGAGACUCAGAAAUGGUCACUAUCUCAAAUGCUGCUCCAGUUAAAGGUCAGAAACAGAGUUUGAGUGUAGUAAAGGGAACACAUGUUUCUUUUUCUGUAAUGAAUUUUUUAUGAUGUGGACAGCUUGGACAGCUUGCUCAGCAAAAGUAACCCUGCUGGUUUGAGCUGAAAGCUUGAUCUGAAAAAAAAAAAGAGAGGGUCCAUACUGCUCUGAACUCUCUCUCUGUAGUUGGAUUCAUUAAAAUGCUUUCAUCACUUAUAUGUACAGUGUGUUCUGCCUCUUUCUUUUCAUCUUUAUUUAACAUACUUUGCAAAUUUCUCAUGUUGACUCUUCCAGCAAGCUCAAGAGGAACACAAGGACGAAUCCUCAAUAAAAAAGGAGCCCGAAGCAGUGAAAGAAGUUGAAGAAGAGGACGCAGACAAAAAAGAAGAGGAACCUGCCGAACAGACGGAAGAAGUGAAGGGAGAGGAGAACGCCAAGGAGGUGUCAAAGAAGGAAAAGACUGUGAAAGAUAAGAAAACAGAGAAGAAAGCAGACGAGGGAAAAGGCUCCAAGCGUCAGAAAACCAUGCACUGCAAAGUCACCUUACUGGAUGACGCUCAGUUUGAGUGUGAGCUGGAUGUAAGCGAUCUAAGAGACUACCUUAUGUCAUGAAUAUCGCUUGUGUCAAAGAUUGAUGUACUUUUGUCAGUUCAUUUACAUUCCCCCUCGAUCUGUCUGUGUCUCUUACUUGUGUAGAAACAUGCCAAAGGCCAAGAGCUUUUGACAAAGGUCUAUGACCAUGUCAACCUGUUGGAGAAAGACUACUUUGGCCUCGCUCACUGGGAGACCCCAACAAACAAAGUGAGUUGUUUUUUAACUACCCUGCAAAUGCAUUUUGACAUUAAACAGGCAAGAAGCCUUUCAGUAAUACUUGAGUUCCUUUAUUUUCUGCAGACCUGGCUGGAGGCAACCAAAGAGAUAAGAAAACAGGUUCCAGGUGCUGUUUAUGAGUUUACAUUUAACGUGAAGUUCUACCCGCCUGAUCCAGCACAGCUCACCGAGGACCUCACUAGGUAAAUAUUUAAUGUGUUUAAAGAACUUUCCCACAUCUGCUGUAAAUGUGCUUAUUUCUGUUGUGCUGACUGUUUUUCCUCAAUCUUUUUCAGGUACUUCCUGUGUCUCCAGCUUAGGAAAGACAUCAUGCUUGGUGUGCUCCCCUGUUCCUUCGUUACGCUGUCCCUCCUGGGCUCAUACACAGCCCAGUCAGAGCUUGGAGAGUAUGACCCAGAGACACAUGGAACAGACUACGUUAAGGAGCUGAGCCUGGCCCCGGGACAGAGCAAAGAGCUGGAGGACAAGGUGAUGGAGCUGCACCGCACAUACAGGUAAUAUAAGUCAGUGACCAUUGAUUGAAGAAAGACUGUACGUUUGCUUUUCUUCUGCUUUGAUUCAGUUUGACGAUGACAGUAGACAUGUAGUCUGUGUGUAAGGAACCGUUAAUGACAGACUGUUGGAGGAGUCCUUCAUAUAAUCAAUAAACAGUAAAACACACGACAUACCUUUCUUAUCUGUGUUUUCUCAGGUCAAUGAUUCCAGCACAAGCAGACAUGUUGUUUCUGGAAAAUGCCAAGAAACUCGCCAUGUAUGGAGUUGACCUGCAUCAGGCCAAGGUAAGUUUGUGACCUGCAGAUCAGACUCUUUUCAUCAAUGUUAAAAGUCUUUUUUACAGUAAUGUGACAGAGUAUAUACUGACUGUUUUGUUUAUUGAAUUACCAUAAAAUCACUUUUGCAACAAAAUGAUGGUUUUAAAUCAGUUGCUGAUUUUUAAUUACAAAAUUGAUGUCAACCUCUGUUCAGAAAAAAAAGAGAGAUUAAUAAUUUUUUGAACUCCAUGACCUCGAAAUCCCGGUCCUCAUACUGUGAGGAAGUCUGCCGCCCAGUGACCGUUCUUCGUAAGUGCAGAGUGAGUGAGACGAAAUAUCAUGGCUGCUCACUGUUGUUGUGCCCGCAGGAUCUGGAUGGUGUUGAUAUCACACUGGGGGUUUGCUCCAGCGGUCUGAUGGUUUACAAGGACAAGCUGAGGAUCAACCGUUUCCCCUGGCCCAAAGUGCUUAAGAUCUCCUACAAACGCAGCAGCUUUUUCAUCAAGAUCCGUCCAUCUGAGGUGAAUACAAAUGAACAUUCACUUGAGUUUUUGGAUUAUUUUUGAGUCUACAUUUAGCUAUCAACAGAAACAUAAAUAGUUGUAUUUAAUUAAUAGCUGUUCCCUCAUUUAUUAUUAUGACUUUACUACAUUAGACUCAAACACAGGUUGUAUGUCAUUUUACACUGGAUGUGAAGUGUAGUUGUCUAUUCCAAAAAGACAUUGUAUGAUGUUAAGCUAAAUAAACUUUAAAAAUGUACAACUAAACUUCAGCUUGAUGGUAUACACAUUUAAGCUGAUAUUUAUUAUUUGUGAAGAUUGAUAGGUUUUAAAGUAUGUUGACUCGCCCAGCUCUAAGUUGUAGUACAUCAGGUUUUAUGUUCUGUACCAGAACAGUGUCGUCAAAAUAAUGAUACCUUAUUAACAACUGAGUGGAUGUUUGUUUUCUUCACCUUCAGCAAGAGCAGUAUGAAAGCACGAUUGGCUUCAAACUGCCCAACUACAAAGCCUCAAAGAAGCUGUGGAAAGUUUGUGUGGAACACCAUACCUUCUUCAGGUAAGUCCAGGUCCUUCUUGCCGUACUGUGAAUGACACUUCCUUCUUCGCAGAGGUCAUUCUCAGGUUCUGUCUUACCCUGAGAUAAUUGGCUCACUGGUCUCUGCAGCUUAAGCCCUAUAUUGGCUCGCUGGCAGUUUAACUAGAGAGGAAGAGCUACGUGUCCGUGGUCCUGACCUUAGAAUUAAACCUCAAAGGUUGUUGCUACCUAAUAAAGGUCAGAGUGGUUGCUAUCCUUGUUACAUAACAUUGACGACUUUAAGGGAAUACCAAAUCCUAUGAUGUCACAUGAGUAAUGCUGCGUUUGAGUUACCUCGGAAGUCAGAUGUCGGAGCUGACAAUGACGUCACACCCAAGUUCCCAGCGUUUCAGUUACCAAGUCGUAACAAAGCAAAAUCGGAGGCGAGGUUUUUUAGCGCUUGCCUUAUAUUCAGACAUGGCAAGCACUAAAAUAACUUUCCUGGAUGUAGCCAUCUUGUUUCCGCCUCUGAUUUUGCUUUGUUCUGACUUGGUAACUGAAACGCUGGUAACUCGGGUGUGACUUCAUUUUCUGCUCCGACAUCUGACUUCCGAGGUAACUCGAACGCAGCAGUAAUCUGUAUUUGAGUUCCUGGAACAGUGGGUUUGUUACUUUUAAGAGUAAAAAUUAAAAAGUGUUUGUCUUUUUUUUGGUGUCCCUCAGGGUUCCCACAGUAGAGCCCCCGUCAUCGCGCCGCUUCCUCGUCUUAGGAUCUAAGUUUCGGUACAGCGGACGCACUCAAGCUCAGACCCGCCAGGCCAGCUCCAUGAUCGACCGCCCUGCUCCUCGUUUUACACGCUCUGCAAGCAAGAGGCUGUCUCGUAACCUCGACGGAGGUAAGAACAAGCGUGAACCCAUGUGGGAAUCCCGUUGUCCCUGUAUAUCUUGUGAUAAAAACACAGUUUAAAUAUCUGCUCAAUGAAACGCUUGCACUUGCAGCUGGAGAUGAAACUCUCCAGCUCCUGCAGCUGCUCUCAGCACCAGUCAGGUCUGAGGUUGAUGAUUGGCCGCUGAUGCUGACAUCUGACCAACCCAGACUUUCUACUGAAUUCUCAGGUACCAGGAACUGUGUGAAGCUGCAUCUGUGCUUUCCGCCAUAUGUGCAGCCUUAUCGCCUCAUUGAACAUGCUCAUCUGUACUUGCUCAUUUGCUUUAAUGCUGGAAAAUGAGUCAUAAUGAAACUGCGUCUCAGCUGCAGCAUUCGCGUUAGCUGAACUCUUCUUGACUUGUGGGCAAUAUCACCCAUUUUGUACCCUCCCUGGCUUGAUUCUUGAGUGUUUUUGGUCACGGAAGAGGAAAUGAGUAUCUUCACUUCCAGUCUUGAGGCUGCAGUUUCUGAUUUUUUGCUAAUGUUACAGUUUCUGCUUGACAUAUGUUGCUUAAUCUGCCUUCAGCUUGCACCUCUUAAAUUCAGCGCUUUAACCGACCAACGCAUCAGUGACAUUAAAACAAGAUAAAGCUGGAUCACUGAAAAGACAACACCAGUUUUGCUUUGUUUAUCUGCUCUCGUUCUGCAGAAGCAGAGGCAUCUCUCAUACAGCUCUUUACUAACCUCGUCUUGCUGGACUCACAGAAGUUGAGUACAAAUCCCUGGCAUCUGGCUUUGUUGAAGAAACUUGCUCGAAGCGCUUUGAAGCAUUCACACACACUGGCCGCGGUUUCUCCAGCAGAAUCAUUACAUAACUGCCAUCACCUCAUCAUCUCUUCACAGCUGGGGGGGAGUCUGAGCAGACUUCUAUUCAGUCCUGGGAGGAGGGACAAUCUGCUCAAACAGUCAGGGUGACACGGCAAGACACUGAGACCAAGCAGACCAACUCUCAGACAGUCGCUGAGACUGAGCUGUUAUCAGGGGAGCAACAGCAGAGGGGAAAGGAAGACUCGUGGUCUUCCUCCUUCCAUCGCCAUCCUCCUUUUCCUUUUGUCCCGCCUUUUGAUUUUGUGAAACAGCCAGGUAUUUGCACUUUCAGGAUAUUUAUUAUCAUAAAAUCUGACCCUGGAAAACCGAAUCUUUCGCUUUGGCUUUAGUUAAAAAAAGAUGGAGUGCUUGAAAUCUAUUUUACUGCAACAAUCUUUCACCUUGCGAAUCAAGUCGUAAAUGUAUCCACAAAUGUGCUGCUCCUGCACCUCAUUUCAUAGUAUUACCAGUUAGAUUUGUAUGUUGGUUUCCUCAUCCAAUACUAAAAUUGUCGCUGUUAUUUUCUAAUGUCAGCUAAGCUCAGCUUUGCAAAAAGGAGCUCUGUGGACAGACUGAUGCAAUUAACGACAGCACAGCAAGAUGAUUGGUUCAUUUACUUUGACCGUAUUCUGCGCCCUUUCUCCCCUGAGCCUGUUGACAAACCAAGUGAGUUACCUUGUGUGGAAAUAUGACCUUACUUUUGACCCUUUUAAUAUUUGAAUUCCUUUUGUGGCUCAUUAACUCUCUGUUUAUACCCUCUCAGCCCCCUCUCUGGUUCAGUCUGAACUCCGUGAGGAAGAUGAGCAGGUCAUGUAUGAAUUGGAGCAGGAACAGAGCAAAGAGGAGACCAUUAACAAGCUUCAGGGAAUGGUGGUGUUGGUGGACAAGGUGAUAGAGACUGAAGUCUUGCAAAGUAAGCUGAGGGAGGUGAGAGGUUUCGAGGAAGGGCUUCAGGAAGUGGAUGAGAUGGCAGAGAGACUCCAGGGAGUUAUAGAAGAAGUACUGGGUAAGGAGGAGGUUGAAACGUUAAGAAAGGAAUCAGUGGUGAAGAAAUCACAGAGGAGAUUAGAGGUAGCUGAGGGUGAAGAAGUGGAUGAACUGGAGGAACAGAUAGUGGAGGUGUUCCUAAAAGACAUGCUGCCUGAGGAUGAUGAGGUAAAGCAGGAGACUGAGAGAGAGGUCAUCAAGAGGGAUGGAUUGGAGGAGGACUUUCAAGAGAAGUUACAGCUGAUUGAAACAAAAUGGACGGAGAAAGUGGGUGAAGUUAAAAUCAAGCAGGAGACUAAAAUAGAGGUCAUCGAGGGAGGAGAGCUGGAUGAAGACUUGAGAGAAAAGCUACAGCUGAUUGAAAAAGAAUGGAAAGAUAAAGUGGAGGCAGUCGAUACCGAGCAAGAGACUAGAGUAGAGGUAGUCAUAAAAAGUCAGCUGCAGAGGAUGGAGGAGGAAUCCAAGGACACAUUGGUUACCAAGGAGGAAACUAAAAUUGAGGUAAUCAAGAAAGGGGAGGUAGAUGACGCCAUGAUGGAGGAGUUACAGCAAGAAUGGAAAGAGGAAUUGGGUCUCACUGAUGGUGCCUCUGCUUACCAGAGAGUUGAGCGUAGGGUCAAAAGGAAAAGAGUGACUGUUGUAGAUGAGAGAGAGGUGAAACAGGGAGACAUGGAGGAUGUGAUAUCAGGGGAGAGGCUAGAAAUAGAGGGAACGUGGCAAAAGAUAGAGAUCCAGGAGACAACCGAGAGGACAGUCACAGAGAGGCUCCAGGUUUGGGAUGAACCUGAGGUGGCAGAGAAGGAUGACUGGUUCAUACUGUUUAACCGCCCUCCAUAUACAGCUGUUGUCAGACCACCAGGUACAGUAUGAUUGUGUACAAGCAGGCUUACACCAAGACUAAAGUUUCCUCUCAUGAAUUUUGCAUUUAAAGAGACUACUAGAUAUACUAACAGGCUCCGCUCUUCAUUGUCCUUCUGUUUAGUUGUUGUUUAUGCUGACUAAUCCAUAAACAAAGCUGCGUACAGUCGUAACAAAACAGCAAAAUCAACAUACAUUUGAUUUUUUUUUUCUCCCACUCAUCAUUAGUUGUGACCGUGGAGCGUGCUCAGGUUGAUGAAGGCGAGUAUGUAACCACGGUGACUGAAAUUACGACCCUCAAGGUGACAACUGAGAUUUCAACCCUUGAGGUAGAAUCUGAGUUAAAAACUCUCGAGAAAGAAACUGAGAUUACGGUAGAGGAGAAGAGAGAAAAAGAAGAAGAAGUGUGGCUCGCUCCAGCAAUUCCCUCACAGAAGACCAUCAGAGAGAGGGAUGAUGACUGGUUUGUGCUGCUGGACAUUAUUCCCAGAGAAACGCUUUAUGUACCUCCAGGUAUCCUUGUCGCACUGGCUCUCUAUUGCUUUUUUUUGUGUGUUGCUAAUCCAGAGUGCCCAAGUGUCACUCACUGCUCAUGUCUCUCCUGACUUUCCUCCCAAUCAGUUAAAAGAGACAUGCCAGAUGCAGAAAGUUUUGUCUCUGUGGUCCAAACUGCAGCCGUGAAGGAGAUUAGAGAGGUAGUGUCUGAAGAGGGAAAGAUAAUCGAAGAGGCACAGAGAGAUCUCCAAGUAAUCCCACGACAGCCUGUGACAGGCAGAGACGAUGACUGGUUUGUGUUGCUGAAUGUUGUUCCCAGAGAGACUUCAUAUGUUCCACCAGGUAGGGCUGAAAUAAAGCCUUUGUGCUGCUCUCACAGCUUCAUCAAAGCAAGCAAUUAUCCUGAGCUUUUCAGACAUCUUAUCCCUAAAUCCCUCUGCACUGUCCACAGUGGCUGAGCAUGUUUAUCUCUUUUUGUUUUAGCUGCUGGUGCAGAGCGUGUUGAAGUGUCUCCAGAAGGCCGCGUCUCAGUGGUUGAAGAUACUGUUGAAAAGAGGGAGAGAAAAUUGGAAGUUGUUGUAGAAGAGGUUGAAAAAACACAAACACAGAGUGAAAUUCAAGCAGUAACACUUCCACAGACUGUGAGUUUGACAGAAGAUGACUGGUUUGUGCUGCUUGAUUACCUGCCCAGAGAAACAUCAUAUGUGCCACCAGGUAUUAUUGACUUCCUUUCAAAUCCUCCGGUUUAAAAGCUUAUUGUCAGUGUCUAACAACAAACCUUCAUUUUUUUCUGUCAUUAGUUACUGUGGCAGAGGAUUUCCAGAUUUAUCCUGAAGAAAGCACCCAAGUUGAAACUUUAACUGUAGUGUCUACAAAGAUGGUUAAAGUAGAAGAGACUGUGGUGCAGAGAGAGGACGAGAAGCUUAUUUCAGAGCAGAAAUUAUUCAAACCAGUGAUAGAAAGAGAUGACGACUGGUUUCUUCUGCUGGAUGUUCUUCCUAGAGAAGUUACCUAUGUGCCUCCAGGUACCUGAGUCCUGCAGGAUUAUGUAUAUGUCAUUAUUUUAAGGCUUUGUCUGAGUAUUUCCUUUGAAUGAAGUUUGAGUAAAAAUUCUUUGUUUACAGUUUCUUUGGCAGCACCAGUUCAAAUCCUGUAUCCAAGAAUUCAACCUCAAUCUGAAGUGAUAAGCACAGAGCAAAAGUUGCAGCGGGUUGAAUUCGAGCAGAUUAGACCGCAGCCUACACAGCCUCUGCUAGUGAGAGACGAUGACUGGUUUGAGCUGUUUAAUGCUGUCCGUGAAGAGACAGUCAUAGAACCAAGAGGUAUUUAGCUCAUAUUCGUCUGCACUACGUGGUCACAUAUUUUCACAAAGUUUUUAAAGCUCCUGUGAGGCUUUCUGUUUGUUGAUUUGGUGCCCCCUGUGGGAAGAUUGGUAACUUAAACCAUUUUGCAGGAUUGUUCUGCACCUGGAUGAACUGUUUCUUUUUUUUCUUUUUUUUUUUGACCAAAAAAAAUAAUCCCACUUCAUUUGAAUAUCCAAAAGUAUCUCUCUGUAAUAAUCUUUGCUGGAGAAGAUGCAGGAAAAAAAAGGCUGUUUUGGCAGCAUUAUGUUGGUCACCCUGUUUGACACAAACCCUGUGCCAGCGUUUGAAGCCACUGAAAAUAACUAUAUGGAAUAUUUCACAGUUGUUUUUUUUUUUUUCAAAGGCCAUAAAAAGGCAUGGAUGUUAAUUUCAAUCUCUUUGAUAAUCAGCUAAGAACCAUUCACAGGAGCUUUGAGAUACUCAUGGUAAUUUACACUUGGAUGUGCUUAUGUGGCUCCGCGUGUUGAUUCUUGUGUGUCUUUGGUAGUCAUUCCUGGAAAGAUUGCUCCGUAUAUAAGGACGUCAUUGGAGGCUGAGGUGAAAACCACUGAGACCACAACAUGGAAGAAGACGAUAAUUAGUGUGGAGAUCAGGCAGGAUGAGACACGUCUGUCUGAAAUUAGACAAUACCAAAUGACACCAACGUCAGAGAGAGAAGGUAGAGAUGAUUGGUUUAUCCUUUUCGACCGCAUCUAUGAAAAACCCGCUUUCAUUCCAAGAGGUACAUUUCAUUGCCGCGGACUCUACUUAUACUAUGCAAUAAAAAGUUUGACUGUACAGCUUAAAAAGAUCAAACAAAAACUGAGGGUUGAACUAUUUGCAUCAGAUUUAUUUACUCACAUUUUCUCAAUCAGUGGCUCCGGUUGAGCGUUUUGUGGAUGUGGUUGCAGCUGCUGAACCAAAAUCAAAACCCUACAUGGAAGACUUUAGACCAGCUGUUAGGCUGACAGAGGUCGAACCACCAAAACCAAGACAGGUGGAUGAUGACUGGUUUGUUCUGCUGAGAGUCGCAGAAAAAGCACCAGGUAUUCUGUUGUUCCCUUAAACAGUCACAGAAAUAAGAUGGCAUCUGUUUGUGCUUCACAGCCUGAAAUUUCAUGAAUGAAUUUGACAUAAAUUAAGUCGAACUGUGCAUCGGCUAAGAAAAGUUUGUGUGCAUCAGUUUCUGUAGAUGAACGUCUACUCAGGCCUCCUGAAGUUAGACCAGCUGAAGUGUUUGUGGUGAAAGAGCGGAGGGUGCAGCAGAGAAUGGUGAUGGUGGAGGAGAGGUGGCAGCAGGAGAAGAUAGUGCUGCAGAAACCACGUGCAGCAGUGAGAGAGGUGGAAGAUGAUUGGUUCAUACUUCUGGAAAAACCCACCAAGAAAUCAGGUAUAAAAAAUGACUUGGUCUAGUUCUACCAAAGUGGAUUAUUUCUUAGAUUGACCGUUUUUACUUAGAUCUACAUUUAAAGUCUACUUCAGGUCAAAUACAAGUGACCUCAUAUCUUGAUUAGUUUCCACAAUAAUACCUGGUUGUGUAUUUGUAUUAGUCCCUGUCCCUGAACGCAUCCAGUUCCCAGCAGAGGUGAGAGCUCCACCUGCUGCCGUCAAAACAAGGGUUACAAUUCCCAAGAUGAGGCCGCGGUUUGAGGAACGAAUCCUGGAGGAAAGGCGUCCGAUCACUAGCAGACAUGUCGAUGAUGACUGGUUUGUUCUGCUAGAUGUUGCCCAAAAGGAGUCAGGUAUUUUGUGUGUAUGGUUUGUUUUUGUUGCAGACUAAGAAGCUCAUGUGCUUACUUUGCUAUGUGAAAUGCUUAUUAACACGUGUAGCAGGACACACUGACUUGUCUCGGCAUGAGACUUUGUCCACGAAUGGUAGCGCUGCUUCAUCAUCAUUCAGAAACCUCUGACCGUGCAGUUUAUGUCUGGCUGAAGAAAAACAGACAUUUUCUCCUUGUCACUUGAGCUUUUCAUCGAUGAGCUGCGUAUCUCACUGCCUAACAUCGUCUUGCAUUCGCUACCUCCGUCAGACUUACAAGACCUACUGCUUUUUGCUCUUCUUCUGCUUUUGGACAUCUUCAGAUCCUCUGAAACAGGAACUGAAAGAAGUGAAUGAGGUACAGUAUACCCCUGCAGCGUGAGCAAUAUCAUGAUUUCUUGAAACUGUAAGUAUAGUGUGGCUCUUUGCACAGAUGCACUUUUGCUUUUCAGUUUGUUCCUGUGUUUAUCUGUGUCUGUGUCCUGUAAGAGAUCAUGAUUGUGUCACCUGUGUGUUGGAUUUUGUCUCACCUUGAGAUGAUUUGCAAGAAUCUAUUUCCUUGAGUUCACGUUUCCGUUUUGUCUGAUUUCUUUCUAGUGGUGAGCUUGCAGAGGGGCGCUCGUCCUGUCAGUGCUCCAGUCUUCUCCCAGGCUGCUCUGGCAGAGGCAGGCAUCCCCAUGGCUCCUCUGGAUCAGCUCCAGACCUCCACCCCUAUCAAGACCGGCCGCCUGGAGGAGAGGAGGCUGGAGGUCACUGUCGAGGCAGUGGAGCCCUCGAAAAUCGAGACAGUGGUUGAGGUCAAGGUAUUCAAAUUGUUGUUUCCUGCUGUAAUUGUUGUUAUUCUCCAUUUGCUUAUGUGUAGCUUAUGUGAGUGUAUAGACCACAAACACCCUACAGCUGAGCUGGUGCAAGCACAGGAUAAACAAAUCAUUUUUGAUAUGUCUUCAUAAAGAGUGUCUGGGUGUUGUGAUCAUAGAUAAUGAUAAGUUUGAAACAUAAAGGACUAAUGUCUUGCACACAAUGCUGAAGUAGUGAGCAGAGGUUGUUCUCUGUGUCUGAGUGUCAUCUGUGUCUCUCUUGCUGCUGUAGCCAGCAGUGUGGAGAAAGCAGAGAGAAGUAGACUCUUCACUGAUAACCACCAUCAAUGGGGAAAUUAAGGUUAGUGUCAGACACUGACCUCUAGUAUGUCUCGGCUUACAAGACUUGUUUCCUUUAAAUAGUUUAGAUGUGAGUGUUAAAGCCAACACCGCAGAGGAUGCUAACUGGUGUCCUUCUCUCCUCCCUUGGGUUAGCACGAGACCGUGAGCACGGAGGUGGUGCAAAUGCGAAAGGUCAGACUCUUUAGCCUCGUCUGCGUCUCCGUAGCCAUUUCUCUACCUCCAUUCUGAUAAUGUCAAGCUAAUCAUCCAAAAAACUAAUUUCACCCUCUUCUCAUGUUGUGCUUCCAUAUGGCUAGGCCUUAAAUGAAAUCGACAUCAGGUUCGAUGCUCAUACAGUAUACUUAAAGAGGUAGACAAAUGUAAAAUUAAUAAGUCAGUUGUCUCAUAAAGAGAUUCUUCAUUUUUAUUAUUAGAGAAUUGAUAAGGCAUUCAUUUCGUUUCAUUGCUUGCUGUUGUAAACACUGAAUGCACACUUGCAUGACUCUGUUUGAGGUGCACCUGACUAAAAGUGGCAUGUCGACAGGUGUUUCAUCACAUUUCUGUCACUCCACCAUUCUUUGUUUUGGUUUUAUGAUAGAAGUAGAAACCUAAAGUCGGCCGUAGGUUCUUUGCUUUGUAAGUACUCAGGAGUUUGGCCACUAAGGUCACAUAAUCCUGCAUGCAGACUCCUAACAGCUCUCCCUGUCUGUUGUAUUAACAGUAGUGAAUUUUGUAGCAUGCAUGUCUCUGGUGUGGCAGUUUGAUGCCAGCACACGGGGAAACUGAAACAAACCCACACUCUUUGUUCUUUUCAUUUUUCACAGAAAAAGAAAAUUGAGGGUGACACAAUUUAUAAAAGACAUAGCUUUUUUAUGUUGGAGGUUUGUAUUCCUUCCGGAGGUGUCAGUCUCUAUCUAUAUUUUCUUGCUCUUUGGCACACCGGCUGCUGUUUAAUAUCACGCUUGCAUGUGGCAUGAUUUGCACUAUCUGCGUCAGCUUAAUUGAUGGCUAUAGAUACACUAUGAAUGUUUGUGUGUGUGCGUAUGUGUGGCAGUGUAACUCUAAUCCUGUUGUUUCAGGAGAUUGCUGUUGAAUUUACCACAAAUAGGUGAUGGGUUUUGCUCAAGGUUCAGGAUUGAGACAGUUUUACCCCACAGCAUCCUAAAACUGUCCUUAAUGCUCUGGGAUGAGUGAAGCUUUUAAGGGGCUGUAAGGGUUUUUCAGAUCCCUUUUAACUCUUUCAGUCAAGGUGUACAGUCCUUUUUUUCUCCCCCAGAUCAUCAGUAUUCUCCUGGUUUUGCUUUUGCUAUUUCCACAUCCAUAUCAUAUUCUAACCUGCCAGUGACGCCCUGCACUUUCUCAGCUUUUAUGCACAUAAACUGUUUUGGCCAUAGCAGAAAUCUAAAUCUAAAUAAUCGUGUACAUUUGUUCUUGUUUAUUGAGACAUUUUUGGAGAAACACUUAACAUUAAGUUGCUCUUUGGCAUCAAAAAAAGCCAAAAAUCACUGUGAACAAACACUCAAUCUUUGGUUAAAUUGUUGUUAGAAGUACAUUUGGAGUAAUUAUCUUCCUCUUCUCAGAUCAACUUGAUGCUAAAUGUUGUUAAUCAGUGCUGUUUGUGUUGCUGUUGUUUAACCCUAUGAGAUAAACGGGUUCUCAUCUAUAGUGCAGCUUCAUCCUUGACGUUUUUUCUGCUGUUAUCACCUCUUCUGCUAUUUGAUUUGCAGCCUGUGUGUUCACCAAGUGUUUCACUUCAAGCCUAAUGCUAAAAAAUUAGCGGUCUAUAGUUAUAAACUCCAUAGUUUAUAGCUCCCGCCCAUGCAAGUGAUACCACCUUUGAUAAAUCACAGCACUGCCUCAUUGGAAUCUGUCCAUUUGAAGCCAAAGUCUUGUCUCAUCAAUCAGCUGCAAGACGGGAUCUUUAAUUUUGAAAAGGAGUUGCUGUUAAUCUAUCAAGGAUCCUCAUAGUUUGAUUACUUACAUCAAUGUCCCACCCUCCGCAAUUUGUGUUGCCUUACGAUCACCGAUUAAUUCUGCUUCUGCUUGUUUUUUAAUCUGCAGUAAUAAAACAACACAAAUUCUUCAGAAAGCAACCCAUUCUGACUUUUUUCCCCUUUUUUUCCAUUCUUUCCCAACUACAAACAUACCCCUCAUCUUCCCUUUCACCCUCCAUCCAUCAACUCUAAUGCCAUCCCGUACUUCGUAAAUUCCCCUCCACAUUGUUGUCUUCAUCCACCAUGGCCUCCCUCCAUCCCCCCUUCCCUCCUUCACACUCUGCCACGCUCUGUGUAGGAGUUUGAUAAGCCUCAAGAGGACUUGCGCAGGCAUCACGCCAGUAUCAGCGAACUCAAGAGGAACUUCAUGGAAGCCGCUCCUGAGCAGAAACCCAGCGAGUGGGACAAACGCCUUUCCACACACUCUCCUUUUCGCACCCUGGGAAUCAAUGGUCAGCCUCUGGCCAGUGCAGAUGGGGUAAGUCUUCAAUGGUGAUCACUCAACUUAUAAGUCCUUUCAGUCUGUCAGGAGCUAGAACAUUAAGCAAAUAUACAGAUAGAGUACAACACUGAGACUUUAAGUGAUGUGGUUAAAGCUAUAUUUAGAUGAAUGUUGUCUGCAUUGUUUUUUUGUUGUUGUUUUUUUUGGAUUGACAGUAAAACAUCCCUGCACUAUUGUGGACAGUGUGCAUGUGUUUGUGAUGGAACAGAAGAACCUGAAAUUCUUGCUAACAACAGAGCGUUUGAGUUAUUUUUAAAAGUGCAUCAAAGAGAAACUAUUUUUACACAAUGCUCAUGUUCAAACAAAAGAAUCUGACAGAAGAAGGGAUCAGGCUCUUCUCGUUGUCAUUCCUGGCUCUUCCAUGGCUGAAUGAGCUGUGUGUGCAUGUACAGACCUAUUCAAGGCUUUAGCAUAUGGUAUGCAGCAGCACAUGCAUGUGUAUGUGGAAUGCAGAUGGAUUCGUUGAAUAAGGUCUGUACUUUGGUUUAUUUCUAAAAAAAAAAAAAAAAAACGAUUGAUGUGUGUAAGGCAUCUUUGGGGACAGCUUGUCCCCUCUCUGAGAACACACUCUGGUUCACCUUAACUGCACUGGAUGCCUCUGUACGCUGACAUGUUUGUACUGCAUGACUGACUGACUGGACGAUCGGAGAUUACUGCAUGACUCAGAGUUGACCCUCAUGAAUUUCUGCACGCUCUGUCUCUGAGCAGAAUGAACUCUUCCCCCUCUUCAUUCAUUCGGAUCAUUUUUUGCUUUGUGCACUCUCACUUUCUCUGUGCAACACAUUUUUCGCUUCUGCUUUCUCAAAAGCCUCAGUUGUUUUCCAUGAGGAGACGAAGCCUCAUUCACAGUGGUAUCAGCAGUUUUUGCCCUAUAAAAGAUCAUGUGUGCAAUAAUAUCAGGAUUUCAGUGUAAAAAUGUCAAUAAUAUCAAACUAUCAUUGCUAAAGAAAAAGUAUGUUCCCCUUAUUAAAUUACUAAAGUAAUCCAGUGGUAGGGCUGGGCAAUAAACCGAAAAUUUACCGAUACUGAAAUUUACAACAUCAGUUUGCCCAUGUCAAUAUAUUUGGUGCCAAAAAAUAAAUAAAUAAAAGUUGGUUUUGGAUGUGUGUAGGUAGGCUUUGGUCUUAUGUCCCUUUAAGAUGCUGUUCUACAUCAGAGAUGUGAUUCCACCCCAUCCAGUCCGUAACAAAGAGGGAAAGACAGGUGAGGAGAUGGAGGACGGUUCAAAAGUUGUAGCGGCUAAAGCGGCAGCUGAAGCAGACGAAGUCAGUGUGGGAGGGGGUGAGCAGCUUGUGGAGUAGUUAUCAUCCAUUUAUCGUUAUCGAGGUGAACUGCUCAAUAUAUUGUGAUAUUGAUUUGAGGCCAUAUCGCCCAGCCCUAUCUAGUGGAAUAGAAACAUAAACCCACUCUGGCCAAGCCGCUGUCACAUGUAGAAACAAAUGUGAUCUGCCGAGGCUCAAUGGGCAUGCCUUUGGGCCAGACAUUAACUGAACUGCCACACAACUGUUUGGACCAGUUAGACUUUCACAUUUAGAGAGAAAUGCCUCCAAGUUUACCAUUUUGUCAGGACACAUUAGAGUGAAACUAAAAUCAAAGCAGAGGAGAUGAAUCAGGACAAAUAUGCAGCAUGUUAAAUGGAAGCAGUGAUUAUUGUGACACUGGUCAGAUGUUAUCUGCCUAAUGGGGUGAACUCAAACUGAUUUCAACGAGUUUGUCUUACUUCUCAAGUUAGAGGAAAUAUCUGUGAGAAAAGUAAAUGUUAAAUGUAACACCACAAAAUGCUGGUCGACAAGGUUUCCAUGCUUUUGCGGAAUUGGUCCUGCUGACUCAAAUUAGACAGAGCCUGCAGUUAGUUGUGCAGGUAGCAAAUAUAGGCUGAUUAAGCACCUGUAAUUAGUUUCAAUUCUAGCAGCCUUUAGUCUGAUCAAAUCUCAUUAACACACAACAAAACACAGCACUGCACAGGGUGCUGAACUGAGCGUCAGCUGUAUUUCAUUCUUCAGUGACGGGCUCAAAGUCGUUCUGACUAACCCAGAUAGUUGCUCAAAAAUUUGUUUUUUGAUUUAUUUAUUUAUCUAUUUAUGUAUUUGCUUUGAAUCGUGAUACUGCAAGAGGGAAUGACCUUCUGUCUUUUCAGAAGGAAUCAGUUCUUGGACAUGGAAAAUACAUGAAUGCAUGUUAAAAUGCAUGUGUGAACAUUUUCAUGCUCCAAAUGGCAGUAAUUACGACCAGGUUUCAUUUCUGUCAAAUAUAGCUGUUAAGCUGUUGUUUGUUGCUUAAUUAUUGCUGUUAACGCUCAGUUUAUUUGAGGUCAUUGCAAGCAUUUCAAUAUUCCUCCCUCUCAUCUCUUCUUCCCUCCUCCUCCUCCUCCUCCUUCUUCCCCAACUCCCCCCAGUUUGUCAUCCGCCUCCCCCGCGGCCCCCUGCUAGACUUCUACUCCAAGCGCAGCUGAGGGGCCGUCUCAACCCUGCGGAGCUCCCACACAGGUGUGAGUGUGACCCGUGGAGACCGCGCCUAGUCCAUCUAUACCCAUCAGCCUCUAGCUUUCUCUUCUCUUCCUCUCCUUCCUUCGCCUCCUCUUCAACAUCACUGUAGCUUUCUUCAUCUCCCAUCCUCUUCUCCACUCGAGAUGCUGCCCUCUUUUCUCUGGCUUCUAUGGAACAGGACUUUUCCUCUUUCUGUUUGCUGCUUCGGCACAAUUGACCUUAUUUCCCCUGCCAGAAACUGACUUGCUCUCCAGGACUCUUAGGACUGGAAAUGACAAUCAUCAAACUACUCUUUUACAUAUUUGUGAUGUCUUUUGGACUUUGAACCAACCUGUAUUACCUACUGACUUUUAUCUGGAGGUUUUUAAUGUCUGACCGUAUCACUUUGAGCUGCUUUUAUACACACUUUGAGGUACAUUUAUAUGUUGGUUGUCCUGGAUGAAAUGAUCACUGUGAUGACAUUUUUGAGAAUUUAUUUCAACACAUAAAGUAAGCACACUAGAAAUCAGCAGUCUUCUUACUGGAAAAUGUAUCAGUGUCACAAUCUAGUAUGUCCUGUGACGGUAGAUCUUGAGGCAGCUUUAUUGUAAACUUCUUAAUAACCUCUUUGUCCUGCACCAGUAUUUGGCGAGGCAUUAUGUAGCAAAUGCAAACGUUUCCUUGUUGCAUGACUUUUUGACAAUCAACUUUGACCAAAGAAUAAAAGCCAUUCCAUAUACAGCAUAUUACCAUUGUUUGUUCCUUUCAAGGACCCUGAAAUUAUGCAGCUUAGGUUUCACUCAUUUAUAUUUUUAAAAACUGUACGGCGGCAGCAGUGAGGAGCAUGCCUGUUUUUUCAAUUCUAGAUCACUAGUAAAGAAAAUGAGAAAGUGCGCUUUGGUAAUGACAGGAUAUACAUCCUUUGAAGUUAAGCUGAGGCUUUAAAACAGAGCCUUGUAACAUCUAUUACAGCGUGCAUGAUCUGAAUAUUGUUUACAUUAUAUCCGUAGUUUUAGGUUUUAAACAUGGAUGCCUUUUUACUGAAGGGAUAUUCCGGCGUAAAAUUAAGUCAGGGUCAAACACACUGUAACACAGAGUUAGACACCCCCUCGAGAGAUGAAUGUUGCCAACCGCCUGCUUCUCUAGUUAUACCAACUUUAGUAACGACCACACAAUAGCAAUACACAGCAGUCUGAGGAGCCACACACAAAACUCAACCAAAACACCACUCUAUAGCCACAAAUAAUGUCCAGAACAGCACCUAACUUCAUCAACAGUACAUAUAGAGUCCCAGCCACAGCACUAGCCACCAAACAUCUUUUUAGCUUUGCCUGAUUUCUUUAGCAAAGAGACUGAACACAACUCACCAUCUCUCUUCCAGCAGCCACUUGUUUGUAGGAAGACCUUAGGUGAGUCCAUUACCACAGCGGGAUGACGCAGCUCAAGGAAGAACAUUUAUGACAUUUAUGAAGUUGGUAUAACUAGAUAAGCAAGCAGUCGGUAACAUUAGUCUCUCGACAGGGUGCCUAACUUGGUGUUACGGUGUGUUUGACCUUAACUUAAUUUUACACCGGAAUAUCCUUUUAACAGUUAUGAAUAUGAGUUAUCAUUCAUCGCAUGUCAGAUUGAAAAAUACCUGGCCUCCCAUAUUCACAUGGUGACUGUGUGUGUCUACUUUUAGAGAGUGUGCAUUAGUCCCGUUUGCAAUGGCUCAGAAACAAAGACGACACAUGUGGAAACCAGCAGCAGCAGCAGCGUUGGCUUUUCAGCUAAGCCAAGUCCCACUGUGAGCCACAGGAGUGAGCCUGAUAAUGUCGAAGGGCUCCAGAGUGAUCCGCUUGAGGAAGAGUCAUGUGAUCAGGAGGAGGUCAUAGUGUUUGAGACCUCUCUGCUGCCCAUUGUCGAGGUGGAGAGGACGCAGCCGUUGCCCUCCCUUGACCCCUGCUGUAGAGCUUUAAAUGAGACCCUGGAGGAAGAAGGAUCAAAUCCAGAGGUGUUGGAAAGCUCUGGGAGGAUAGUUGGAUCCUCCCAAGCUUCUUAUUUCAAGAGCGAUGGUCCUCAGGUCAUACGCUGCUUCCAGGUAGCUUCUUGACCCUCCCAGGGUGACACUGACUGUCUCUGCUUGUCCUCUGUAUAAUCAUUAGCCUGCCACACUUGCUCACACCUUUGCAGCACGGGCACAGUUCAACAAGAUGUUAAUGUUAAGACAACAUACUGUAGUUGGUGUGUUUUCAAUCAUGCUUAUUCUCAAAUGCAGGUCUGGUUGCUGCAGAAGUGUUGCACAAUGGUGUGCUGAGGUCUUGAUUAUGGUGAUGGGUUGCUGUAAAACUAGGACAUUCCUCUCUGCAAUAACAAUGACUUCACUUUCAUCAUCUUUGCUUUGUAAUUUCAAUUUUCUUUUUUCUUUGGCUGCACUUGGUGCUGGGGAGUUGAGCAAAAGUUGGCCUUGUUUCAAAAAUAAAACCUGAUCGUUAAUUAAUAUGGUGCGAGGGGCUGUUGCAGUGCUAAUCAAUCCACACUUAGAUGGACUGCAUGGUGUGGAUUUGGUUGCUGUGAGGUGCCAAGUGUCUGGUUUAAGAGCCACUCAUGGGGCUAUGCUCCCAUCCACAGCCCCCUCUGGUGCAGACCCAAACAGUCACCAUCACUGCUGUCUCCAACUCCUUAUCCAGUGGCAUCUCCACCACAGAGGUUCCUGUCGUCCCCACCAAGACCUUCAUCUAUGAGUCAUCAAAGGUAGGAGCCUCUAGCACCUGCCCAGCCCAGAUCUGUCUCGUCUGUAGUUAAUCUGAGACUAUAGAGCAAACAGGUCCGGGAUGAUCAGGCCUGCAGAGGCUCCAGAAUGAGCAGCACUGCAACUUCCCUGCUAAUGCUCAGGGUCGAAUGUCUGAAAACUCAAAAUUCAACCUCUUCUUUUUUAAUCCUCAGGAGGUAGAUGACGGGAUGGAUGACAAAGAGAGUACGACCAUGUCUAGCUCAGAGACUACCAGUGGCACUUCAGUCACCACCACUACCACUCACAUCUCAAAGGUCAGCAGCACAGCUUCAUUAUUUUCAACAUCAAUGUGUUUUUGUGUUAUUUGCCUUUCAGCUACAUUUACUUCCCUUUAUCAGGUAGUGAAAAGCGGAUCUUCUGAGACUCGUGUGGAGAAGAGGAUCGUCAUAACUGCAGACUCUGACAUGGACCAAGAUAAGGUUUGUGAAAAAUGAAGCCAAAACACAUCCUGCUUUUACAUACUGUUCAAACAACGUAUUUCGAAGCCUACGCAUUUGCAUAAACAAUUUAGCUAGUAGAGCUGUGGGAUUGACGUCACUAUCUGCUAUUCAAAACUGCAAAGAUCCUUUAGGUUGUUAAACACACAAUCAGAACAGAUUGUUGAAUUUUAUUUGAUGUGCUCUCUAAUUUUCUUAUUUGAACCAUGUUUGGUCUGUUCCAUAGAGGCGGGCUUUACGACUUAAACUGCAGUUGGGGGUAGUUCUAUAUGUUAAGUCUUUGCUGUUGUUCCAAGCUAGAGUCUGCCUGCCAGAUUUUACCAAGUAUCCCAAUUUCUACUCACUGUUCUGUGAAUGAUUUAUGUACUUAUUUACUCUAUUUAUGUUCUAUUUUUUGUAAAUAUGUUGGAAACUGGCUGUUUAUUGAGUAGCGGAGAAGGGGUAGGUUUUAAAAAAGCAUAAUGCUUCAUCCUACUCCUUUUCCAACAUGUUGGGUUCACAUUAUUAUUAAUAGUAUUUUUUUUUAUUCUAUUUUGAUUUUUAUUUUGAUGGUUUGAUUAUUAUUAUUGUAGUUUUGAAUAUUCUCAUUGGUUUUGUUUGUUUGUUUUCAGUUUACUUUCUUGUGUUGAAUGUACAUGUUCGAAAAAAUAUAUGAAUACAAUCCAAAAUAAAAAUGCAUCGCAGUAAAAUGUUUUAAUGAAUAAAUUAAAAACGUGAGGGUUUUAUUGAUUUUCUCAUUUACCUCCAAGCAAGAUAAUGUAUUUUUCCCAAAUGUGCAACAAUAUAAGAUCGUUUGAAGACUAAUACAAGUGCAUGUGACAUCUUUGUUGCAGGAGAAAGCUGGAGGAGCAUCAGCAUUGUAA
Molecule: messenger RNA, 21971 nt
Organism: Xyrichtys novacula (pearly razorfish)
Lineage: Eukaryota; Metazoa; Chordata; Actinopteri; Labriformes; Labridae
Source: the annotation of a GenBank genome assembly